Messenger RNA from Talaromyces atroroseus, 1788 nucleotides. RefSeq lists its product as hypothetical. Gene Ontology annotation, molecular function: ferric-chelate reductase activity. NCBI's taxonomy places the organism in Eukaryota, Fungi, Ascomycota, Eurotiomycetes, Eurotiales, Trichocomaceae. The record is from RefSeq and is a predicted model, not a curated record. Gene Ontology annotation, cellular component: plasma membrane. Bases 1 to 1788 code for a protein of 595 amino acids. Gene Ontology annotation, biological process: iron ion transport; intracellular iron ion homeostasis; copper ion import. The transcript is spliced from 3 exons.
AUGGCAACUUCAGUUACCAUUGUCAUAGCCUAUAUGGCCAUGUCUGUCUAUGCGCAACAAGGGGCUGAGCAACAAGAGGCCGCUCGAAUGGCCUACUAUGGGACCAUGCAAAUGGAUUAUGCCCAUUAUAUGUUGAUUGCAAUGGCAUCAAUUGUCACUCUCUUCUUUAUCUGGAAGACGGCCCUUAGAUUCACGUUCCACCUUCGACAUUUAUAUGCGCAAGCCAACGAGAAUCAGCGCUAUUUCGCUCGCAAUGACUACCAUAUGGCCUUGCUAAAACGGUACCUCGUGGAUGCUCCGCUAUUUCGUACUCGCCACAACCGAGAGUUUCAGUUGUUCCAUGCCGUGAACCUUGGGUCCUUGCCCAAUCGAUUUCAAGCGAUAUGUCUGGCAGGACUCAUUGCCAUGAAUGUUUCUUUAUGUGUUUUGAAUAUUCCCUUCAGCGACAGGAAAUCCUAUCCUGAAUUACUGAGGAAUCGCACAGGGACUCUCGCUGUUACUAACCUGAUUCCUAUGGUAAUCUUGGUUGGACGCAAUAACCCGCUCAUUCCUCUCCUCGGCCUGUCUUUCGAUACUUGGAAUUUCUUCCAUCGUUGGAUUGCCCGUAUUGCGGCUCUCGAGGGCAUCGCCCAUAUGUUGACUUUCGUUGUUGCUGAAGUUAAACAAUCCGGAUGGGCCGCUCUGGCUAAAGCGAUUCAGGGACAUCGACAGAUAACGACUGGUUUGAUAAUUAUUGUAGGCUUUGUCUCCCUGGUGCUCACUGGUGCUUCUCCUCUGCGACAUGCCUUUUACGAAACAUUUCUCCAUGUUCACAUCUUGCUGGUGCUGAUGACUUUCGUCACUCUUUGGUACCAUCUACAAGACAUGCCACAGCAAAAAUAUCUUCUAGCGACAUUGGUGUUGUGGGUUGCCGAGCUAGCUGUUCGUUUAAUUAUCAACGUUUACCGUAACCUCAUUGGCGGCAAAACAACGGCGAAGGUUGAAGCGCUUCCCGGAGAUGCUUCGAGGAUCACGCUGAAGCUCGCCCGACCAUGGACGGUUCGUCCGGGUCAGCACGUUUACAUAUGUAUUCCAUCCAUCGGACUAUGGACCUUCCAUCCAUUCAGUGUAGCAUGGAGUGAGAAACAGCAAGCAUUGACUGACGAGAAGGGAUUGGUUAUGACGCAGCAAGAUGUAGUGUCCACGCAAACAGAAACCAUAUCACUUCUCGUUCGUCGAAGAACGGGAUUCACUGACCGCCUAUACAAACAUGCGUCAAAGGGUAUCGAUGGACAGGCUCAUCUAUCUGCAUUUGUUGAGGGACCAUAUGGAGAAAUCCACAAUCUAGACUCUUACGGGACAGUUGUGCUAUUUGCUGGCGGUGUGGGCAUUACCCAUCAUAUUCCGUUCAUCCGCCACCUGGCCCGAGGAUACGCAGAUGGGGUUGUCGCUGCUCGUCGAGUGACACUAAUAUGGACUAUUAAAUCGCCUGAGCAUCUGGAAUGGGUACGUCCUUGGAUGAACACAAUUCUGCAAAUGGACCGUCGCCGUGAGAUUCUGCGUAUUAUGCUUUUUAUUACUCGUCCUCGAAGCACGAAUGAGAUCCGUAGCCCUAGCUCAACGAUUGAAAUGUUCUCUGGCCGGCCCAACAUCCAGACCGUUCUCGACAAGGAGAUUGAGCAGCAAAUCGGAGCCAUGGGGGUGAUGGUAUGCGGGAGCGGCGCUCUCAGCGAUGAUGUCCGCCACGCAUGUCGCCAGAGACAGGUUAGUAGCAACAUCGACUAUAUUGAGGAAAGUUUUAGCUGGUGA